This is a messenger RNA of Danio aesculapii, 5238 nucleotides long. It is a transcript of the gene ago1, whose product is annotated as argonaute RISC component 1. The transcript has 19 exons. Gene Ontology annotation, molecular function: RNA binding; protein binding. The record is from RefSeq and is a predicted model, not a curated record. NCBI's taxonomy places the organism in Eukaryota, Metazoa, Chordata, Actinopteri, Cypriniformes, Danionidae. The coding region runs from base 360 to 2936 and encodes 858 amino acids.
GAAGAAGAAACGGGCGCUCGCUCGGUCUGAGGGGGGUGACGGACGGGUCGAGCGUUUUGUUUCGCUGGUGAAUCCUGCUUGAACGGAGAGCAGGAGACACAACAACCCGACGCACAGCAGCCCGACCAGCCACGGACGAAAGUGCACGGAGGAGCGGGUCAAUACGAAAAGGAACUACGGAGCUUUUGUUUCUCUCUCAACUCCUGCGGGUUUGGGGGCUCCAGCAGCGGCGGCGCAGAAGAUCCCGCUCGCCCAGGGAAGGAGGCUGGAAGUCGGGGACGCUUCCAGCCUGCAGGGCCAGGCGUCGUGGCGAUCGAGUAUCUGGACUUUGGUGAACCCUUAGGGGCUCAGUGGAUGGGAUGGAGCCGGGACCAUCUGGCGCUGUGCCCGUUGGGCCGUACCCUCCGCCCCUGCAGCAGGUGUUUCAGGCGCCCCGCAGGCCCGGCAUGGGCACCGUCGGCAAACCCAUCAAACUGCUGGCAAACUACUUCGAGGUGGAGAUCCCCAAAAUGGACGUGUUUCACUAUGAGGUGGACAUCAAGCCUGAUAAGUGCCCUCGACGGGUCAACAGGGAGGUUGUUGAAUAUAUGGUCCAGCAUUUCAAGCCGCAGCUCUUCGGUGACCGAAAGCCAGUGUAUGAUGGGAAGAAGAACAUCUAUACUGUUUUAGCGUUACCUAUAGGAAGCGAAAAGGUUGAUUUCGAGGUGACGAUCCCUGGCGAGGGGAAGGAUCGAAUCUUUAAGGUGUCGAUCCGCUGGCUGGCGAAAGUGUCCUGGAGGCUCCUGCAGGAGACGCUGGUCAGUGGGCGACUGCAGGUCCCGCUGGAGUCCGUUCAGGCUCUCGACGUGGCCAUGAGACACUUGGCCUCCAUGAGGUACACUCCAGUGGGCCGCUCCUUCUUUUCACCUCCUGAAGGAUACUACCAUCCUCUGGGUGGUGGCAGAGAGGUAUGGUUUGGCUUCCAUCAGUCCGUUCGACCCGCCAUGUGGAAGAUGAUGCUCAACAUUGAUGUAUCUGCAACAGCCUUUUAUAAAGCUCAGCCUGUCAUUGAGUUCAUGUGUGAAGUUCUGGACAUCCGUAACAUUGAUGAGCAGCCCAAGACACUAACUGACUCACAACGGGUCCGGUUCACCAAGGAGAUCAAAGGUCUGAAGGUGGAGGUUACGCACUGUGGUCAAAUGAAAAGGAAGUACCGGGUCUGUAACGUCACACGGCGUCCUGCUAGUCACCAAACGUUUCCUCUACAGCUGGAGAGCGGACAGACGGUAGAAUGCACAGUAGCUCAAUAUUUCAAGCAGAAGUACAACCUGCAGCUCAAGUACCCUCACCUGCCCUGUCUACAGGUGGGACAGGAGCAGAAACACACAUACCUGCCUCUGGAGGUUUGCAAUAUUGUAGCAGGGCAGCGGUGCAUCAAGAAACUGACAGAUAAUCAGACGUCCACCAUGAUCAAAGCCACGGCGCGCUCAGCACCAGACCGACAGGAGGAGAUCAGCAGACUGAUGAAGAACGCUAACUUUAAUCUGGAUCCCUACAUUCAAGAGUUUGGGAUCAAGGUGAAGGACGACAUGACGGAGGUGACCGGCAGAGUCCUUCCUGCCCCAAUCCUGCAGUACGGCGGUCGGAAUCGUGCCAUCGCGACUCCAAACCAGGGUGUGUGGGACAUGAGGGGAAAACAGUUCUACAACGGCAUUGAGAUCAAGGUUUGGGCCAUCGCUUGCUUCGCCCCGCAGAAACAGUGUCGGGAAGAGGUGCUCAAGAACUUCACCGACCAGCUGCGCAAGAUCUCGAAGGAUGCUGGGAUGCCGAUUCAGGGUCAGCCGUGUUUCUGUAAGUACGCGCAGGGGGCCGACAGCGUGGAGCCCAUGUUCAGACACCUGAAGAACACUUACUCUGGGCUGCAGCUCAUCAUCGUCAUCCUGCCUGGAAAAACCCCUGUCUAUGCGGAAGUGAAGCGUGUUGGAGACACUCUUCUAGGAAUGGCCACUCAGUGUGUGCAGGUGAAGAACGUGGUAAAAACCUCCCCGCAGACGCUCUCCAACCUCUGCCUCAAAAUCAACGUCAAGCUCGGCGGCAUCAACAACAUCCUCGUGCCGCAUCAACGGUCAGCAGUGUUUCAGCAGCCCGUGAUCUUCCUCGGGGCAGAUGUUACUCACCCGCCGGCCGGUGAUGGGAAGAAGCCAUCUAUUACUGCUGUUGUUGGCAGUAUGGACGCUCAUCCCAGCAGAUACUGCGCUACAGUCCGAGUCCAGCGGCCCAGACAGGAGAUUAUUGAAGAUCUGUCCUACAUGGUGAGAGAAUUACUGAUCCAGUUCUACAAGUCCACCCGCUUCAAGCCCACGAGAAUCAUCUUCUACAGGGACGGCGUACCAGAAGGACAGCUGCCACAAAUCCUGCACUAUGAGCUGUUGGCCAUCAGAGACGCCUGCAUUAAGCUGGAGAAAGACUAUCAGCCUGGCAUCACUUACAUAGUCGUGCAGAAACGCCACCAUACACGACUCUUCUGCGCUGAUAAAUCUGAACGGAUCGGCAAGAGCGGGAACAUUCCAGCGGGAACUACGGUCGACACCAGCAUCACACAUCCGUUUGAGUUCGACUUCUACCUGUGCAGCCAUGCAGGCAUUCAGGGCACCAGCCGACCCUCACACUACUACGUCCUGUGGGACGACAAUCGCUUCACGGCUGACGAGCUGCAGAUUCUCACCUACCAGCUGUGCCACACAUAUGUGCGCUGCACCCGCUCAGUCUCCAUCCCCGCACCAGCCUACUACGCCAGACUCGUGGCUUUCCGGGCCCGAUACCAUCUGGUGGAUAAGGAACAUGACAGCGGGGAGGGAAGUCACGUCUCUGGGCAGAGCAAUGGUCGAGAUCCUCAAGCGUUGGCCAAAGCGGUGCAGAUUCACCACGACUCCCUGAGGACCAUGUAUUUUGCCUGAAUUAAAUAAAAAAGCGCACGUCUCCGGACACCUCGAGCCAGAACCCCUGGGUGCUAUACCAGUCCAAUGAAGCCCACACAACUGAACACUUUCUUGAGUCUGGCAGAACUAUGCUCUUUUGGUUUUUAUUUAAUUGUGUAUUAUUGUAUACUACCUUCGCACUCCCACAUGUACGUAUGUAUGCAAUACGGAGGGAAGGAACGCAGGCGAACCUGUCAUUUUUGUAUGCCACCACACAGCUGCCUCUGAAGCGUCCGUUCGUCUAGCCGUCCGGGCGCCGCCGUCCAGUGGAGCAAUCCUCGUUUCUUCCGUUUGGCAUUAUUUUUAUUGUUAUUGUAAAAUUCUUUUACAUUUGUAUUAUUUUUGUGUGUGUGAGAGAGAGAGACAUGGUACAUUAGCACUUAGUUUUAGUUGAAACGGCAGCGUUUGCGUGUCGUCUGUGAAGCAGAACGUGAUGAAAACUGUAGCAGUAAUGCAGGAUAUUCCUCCAGCGGUUGUGUUUAGUUAGUUAAAGCGUGGCCUAAUUAGUGUAACGAUAGAUGGACCACUGAGUGCAUUGACUGAGCUGCACUCCUGCAUCAGCAUAACACCGAAACCAGCAUUAUGCACCAGCCAAAAUGUGACGCCAACCGCUCUCAUCUGGAAGACGUGGGUUUGUCUGCACUUGAAUCCUCUGCGCUCCUUUGGAAGAGGAUGAAAUUGUUCACUCCUAAUGCACGUCAAUCUUCCUGAGCUCAAAAGAACACUCCUUUUUUUGGAAAUAGGCUCAUUUUACAGCUCUCCAAGUUUUAAACGGGUGAGUUUUACCAUUUUUGAAUUAUUUUAGCUUAGCUUAGCAUAGAUCAUUGAAUUGGAUUAGACCAUUAGCAACUCACUCAAAAAUGACCAAGUAGUUUGGAUAUUGUCUUUUUUAAAGCUCUCCAAGUGUUAAACGGGUGAGUUUUACCUUUUUUGAAUCUCUUUAGCUGAUUCACUUUUAGCUUAGCUUAGCAUAGAUCAUUGAAUUGGAUUAGACCAUUAGCAUCUCACUCAAAAAUGACCAAAUAGUUUGGAUAUUGUCUUUUUUAAAGCUCUCCAAGUGUUAAACGGGUGAGUUUUACCUUUUUUGAAUCUCUUUAGCUGAUUCACUUUUAGCUUAGCUUAGCGUAGAUAAUUGAAUUGGAUUAGACCAUUAGCAUCUCACUCAAAAAUGGCCAAAAAGUUUGGAUAAUUGUCUUGUUUAAAGCUCUACUAGUGUUAAACGGGUGAGUUUUACCAUUUUUAAUGCCUUUAGCUGAUCCACUUUUAGCCUAGAAUUAGCAUAGAUCACUGAAUCGGAUUAGACCAUUAGCAUCUCACUCAAAAAUGACCAAAUAGUUUGGAUAUUGUCUUUUUUAAAGCUCUCCAAGUAUUAAACGGGUGAGUUUUACCGUUUUUGAAUCUCUUUAGCUGAUUCACUUUUAGCUUAGCUUAGCAUAUAUCAUUGAGUUGGAUUAAACCAUUAGCAUCUCACUCAAAAAUGGACAAAUAGUUUGGAUAUUGCCUUUUUUUAAAGCUCUCCAAGUGUUAAACAGGUGAGUUUUACCAUUUUUGAAUCGCUUUAGCUGAUCCGCUUUUAGCUUAGCUUAGCAUAGAUCAUUGAAUUGGAUUAGACCAUUAGCAUCUCAGUCAAAGAUGGCCAAAUAGCUUGGAUAUUGUCUUACUUAAAGCUCUCUAAGUGUUAAGCGGGUGAGUUUUAUCAUUUUUGAAUUCCCUUAGCUGCCUCACUUUAGCCUAAUUUAGCAUACAUCAUUGAAUCAGAUUAGACCAUUAGCAUCUCAGUCAGAAAUGACCAAAUAGUUGGGAUAAUUGUCUUACUUAAAGUUUAACUCUUUUGUAGAUACAUUGUGUGCUAAAUUAAUGAUGGAAAAUGAUAAGUUGUUGUUUUCUGUGUAAUAUCAUAGCGCUGCUGUGCCCAUGGUAUGGUAACAAAGUUCCUUGAUUAAAAUGCCGGAAUGAGAGUAUAGUUCUUAGCCAAAUCAGUAUAGAAAAUAGCAACUUUUAAUUUUCUGUUGGUCCUACAUUAAGUAACUACAGAAGAUUCCAGCUUUAAAAAGGAAAAAAAUCUAAAAUCUUUGUUUAUUUUUGAGUUAGAUGCUAACGGUCUAAUCCGAUUCAAUGAUCUAUGCUAAGCUAAGCUAAAAGUGCUCCCGGCAAACCAGGAGAUUGGCUGAAUGGUUUCAAAAAUGGUAAAACUCAAUAGUUUAACACUAAGGGAGUUGUAAAAUGAGCCUAUUUUAUUUUUAAAAAGUGGAGUGUUCCUCUAGAAGAAUAGUUCACCCAA